This is a messenger RNA of Tribolium madens (black flour beetle), 586 nucleotides long. RefSeq names its product ejaculatory bulb-specific protein 3-like. NCBI's taxonomy places the organism in Eukaryota, Metazoa, Arthropoda, Insecta, Coleoptera, Tenebrionidae. The record is from RefSeq and is a predicted model, not a curated record. The coding region runs from base 84 to 449 and encodes 121 amino acids. The transcript has 2 exons.
GCCUCAACUUUCAUAUAAAAGCAAUCCACGAUUAGCACAAGGUGCAGCUUUUCCGAAAUUUUUGGCCAGAUUAUCCGUUCAAAAUGAAACUGUUUGUGAUUAACUUUAUUUUGAUGUCGUUAAUCUAUACGAGUUUAAGUGCCAGUGUUCCUUACGAAACCGUCAACAUAGACAAAUUACUUGCCGAUGAAAAAAUGGUGACCGAAUACAUGGCUUGUCUAAGAGGAGAAGGGCCGUGCACUCCUGCUGAAAAAGAUUUAGAAGAACACAUUCCACUAGUUCUCGGGAAUUACUGUGCUGAUUGUAAUGAAAAGCAGAAGAAUUUUGUAAUAAAAUUGGCAACGUUUGUUAUAAAAAACAGAUUUGACGAAUGGAGACAAGUCCAGAAACGUUUCGAUCCUGACUUGAGCCACGCCGAUGAUUUUAACAAAUUUAUUAUUGGAAACUAAUCACUUCUGAAUUGCGAUAAAUGAUAAAUAAAUAAUAUUGUUGAUUAAUGCUUUUAGGAAGGUGGAAGUAAUCUGAUAAACCUUAGUAGAUUUUGCUUUUUUCAUGCAUAAGAAUAAAUAAACAUGUUAUGAAGUUA